This is a messenger RNA of Coniophora puteana RWD-64-598 SS2, 867 nucleotides long. RefSeq lists its product as uncharacterized. Bases 1 to 867 code for a protein of 288 amino acids. NCBI's taxonomy places the organism in Eukaryota, Fungi, Basidiomycota, Agaricomycetes, Boletales, Coniophoraceae. The transcript has 10 exons. The record is from RefSeq and is a predicted model, not a curated record.
AUGUACGACCCAGGGCUUGCAGCAUGGGCACGAGAAUAUGUGACACAGGAGUACAUAGGAUUCUUGGCGUUCACAGAUGAGGCAAGUGGAGUUGAUAUGGGUGAGACUUACAUUGUCUGGCAUACAAACCUUUUGAGCUACCAACCCUUUGCAGUGUCGAGAUUUCACCAACACAACCCUGGUGUACAUGACGAUUAUCAAUGGAGAGCAAGCAUCGGCCCUCCUGAACGAGCCAGUAUCGCCGCUUGCUUCGCUCUGUGGUCAUCUCGCGAAGUUUUCAGCCUAAUUCUGACCGCUGUUCUACAAGGCAUGAUGACAUUGCGCGCAUACGCAUUGCUGGGAAGAUCCAAACCAUUCCUAUAUGUCAUGUCUGCACUCUUUGUUGUGGUUCAAGGCACCAGCAUUACGUCAAACCUCUUCAUGUUCGGAGCUGUGUUCAAAUCUACCAGUCGCACCAAUAUUUCUGGUUUCAACGUUUGUGAUACUGGGGCACCAUCCUCCCUUUCGUGGAUCACGCCAACGAGCAAUACACUGUGGAUGACGUAUGAGACCAUUCUUUGUGGAGCUGUUUUACGCUAUGCCUUUAAAGAAAUCCCACCGGCUGCGUGGAAAAAUCCAUUUCGUGUUACCUUCUCGCUACUUGUUGCCGUCCUCAACGCCACAAGCAUCACUUCCAAUAUUCCCUUAUUUAACGAUGGAUCUGACUUCUUGGUCUCAUGGCAAGUGGCCAUGAUUGGCCCGUGGGUCAUGAUCAAUCUUCGGAAGAGCUAUGAGAAACUCAGCAGCUCCGACUCGGAAGUAUCUAGUCCAUGGGAGCUAACUUCAGUGUCCCCUUCCAGGUUAUUGACCGAAUCCUCAACAGCGUAA